Beauveria bassiana ARSEF 2860 is the source of this 2268-nucleotide messenger RNA. Its product is annotated as calcium-dependent protein kinase. Gene Ontology annotation, molecular function: ATP binding; protein kinase activity. Lineage: Eukaryota; Fungi; Ascomycota; Sordariomycetes; Hypocreales; Cordycipitaceae. Gene Ontology annotation, biological process: protein phosphorylation. Bases 1 to 2268 code for a protein of 755 amino acids. The transcript has 2 exons. The record is from RefSeq and is a predicted model, not a curated record.
AUGUCCCUAAUUCCAUACCACCCUCGCGAGGGCCGUGAAAUAGUCCUCCGUCAUCGCAACGCCGUCGUUGUUCGAGAUCCCGACUCCCAGCGCCUCGAAAUUCGCGGUCAGACAUGUCCGCAUUGCCAGCAGCCGCUGCCGCAAGGCUCGACUUCUGCGGCCAAUCAUACCUAUGACCGGUACGAAGGAGCCGAAGAUUCCUUUGUCGAUCCAGAAUACUUUCGCAUGCUGCGCCGCGGCAAUUACAAUUUUCUCCCUGCCGCCCGAGCUUCGCAGAGCCCCGUGCGCACGCUGCCGCGGCCCGACUACAACGGCGGCCGCAUCGGAUUUCGAUCGCCAGAGGUGCUGGACGAAGAAGAAGAAGAAGACCUGGAGCCUAUUCGGGCUCCGGAGCAGCCGCAGAGGAGGGGCAGCAGAAUCCGCCGCGAAGCCUUCAGUCCCAACUACUACAAGACCUUUUUCAGUGAGGAGCGUGUUCUGGGAAAAGGCGGCAAGGGAGUCGUUUUGCUCGUACGACACAAACUAGACGGGCAUAGUCUCGGGCAGUUUGCUUGCAAGCGAGUCCCUGUGGGCGACGAUCACGAAUGGCUGGAAAAGGCCCUGGUUGAGGUUGAACUGCUGGCUAACCUCUCGCACCCAAACCUGGUUUCCUACCGCCAUGUGUGGCUGGAGGAUGUGCGGUUGAGCAUGUUUGGCCCGCCAGUUGCCUGCGCAUUUAUCCUUCAGCAAUACUGCAAUGGCGGCGACCUGCAGCACCAUGUUGUCGGCGAUGUCCCGACGCCGACGACCAAGGAAGAGCUCAAAGCCCAAAUGCGACGGCGGUCAAAGGGCCAGCCCGAGCCGCCUAAAAAUCUCACCGCUGUCAAGUCCCAGCUCGCGUUGGAGGAAAUCUACUCGCUCUUCAAAGACGUCACGACCGGCGUCGACUACCUUCAUCAUCAUAACUAUAUACACCGCGACCUGAAGCCCAGUAAUUGCCUAAUACACCGCGACAACUCUGGUAUACGGUGCUUGAUUAGUGACUUUGGCGAGGUUCAGGUGGAGAAUGCAGCCAGAAACUCGACCGGAGCUACGGGUACCAUAUCGUACUGCGCCCCGGAAGUUCUUAAGCUGGACCCGGCGACUGGCUUCUACGGCAACUUUACGACCAAGUCGGACAUGUUUUCGCUGGGCAUGAUUCUAUAUUUCAUGUGCUUUGGCAAGCUGCCGUAUCGCAGCGCCAACGCCAUACAAGAGGAGCUGGAGGAUGUGGAGCUGCUACGCGCCGAGAUUGCAGACUGGAAGGGCUUCAAAGACGAGCGGCGCGAAAGGCCCGACUUGCCAGCCAAGCUGUACACGCUGCUCAAGAAGCUGCUGUCUCUCGAUCCCGCGGAGAGACCGAGCGCAAACGAAGUGUUACACGCGAUGACGAGUGAGACCAACUUUGAGACCCUGGGACGUCCAGAGCGGGCCAAUCCGGUGCUGGGGGGCUUGCGCGGGAGCCGAGUGCAGAAUCUAGAUACCCCAGCUGGGUCAGGAACGCCCGUACCAGGUGAGUUUUUCGAAGCUGGAUUCGGAAACACCUCGUAUAUUAACCUCAGCUGUCCAGACACGACACAAAACACGAACCGAGGCUACGAUGACUCGGCAGCCUGGGUUGCGUCGGAGAAUGCAGACGCGAAUACAUCGUCGGGCCUCCCUAACGACCAGGUGGUUGAGCAGUCGCUCACAGUCUCGCACCGAGACGCAAAUGGCUACCGGGAUGAAUCUGCAACGCCGACCGCCACCAGCGUCAUUGCCGCGGCGCCGCGGCACUUGUCCCCCCACGAUCACCACCACCAGCGGGCGCCGACCACGCCGCUGCUGCUGCCCCCGCCGCGCAGUCGCUGGGCGGAAAUCGAGCACCGCAUCUCCGUCGUGCUCUACCACGCGUGCCACGCCCUGGGCAUCGAGACGCAGUCGCUCGUGUACGCCUUCCAGCUGGCCCUCUUUGCGCUCAAGACGGCGACGCUGGCGCGGCCGUGCUGGCCGUACGUCGCGAACCUCGAGGUGUGCGCGCCGCUGCUCGUCGUCGCCGCGCUCGAGCUGCUCUUUGCCUCGUCGCCCGUGAGCCACGUCGGCGGCGGCGGUUCGCUGCGUGGCGGCCAGCCCUACCACGUCGGCGGGCUGUUUCAAGCCCGUGGCACGGGCGCCUUGCUGCUCGCAUUUCACUUUGCCACGCUGUGGCUCGCGGGCCGCUGGGAUGCCUUGUGCGUCCACGGGCCGCACCAAGAAUGGACCGAUUGGUAG